UGAUUUGUUGUAGGUUUGCCACGAAUGUCUGCUGAUCAUGAUGAAAACGCAAGCAUUAUUGUUGCACCGGAAAGCGGAGAAAAUGUGGAGAUUGUGGUUGCUCCUGAUGAACAACAGGCCGCAGAUGGAAUUAUUGAGGAGAUAGAUGAAACACAAUGGGAAAGUUUCGGUUCUUCACCAACGAAUUCUAUAUCUUCUUCUUCUGAAUCAGUCGUGGAAACGAGAAUUAGACACUUAAAAUUGUACCGAGCUGCAUUUAAAGGUGAUUGGCGGGUGGCUGACUAUAUUUAUAGAGCACAUCCAAAUGAAAUUUCAGCUAGGAUUACAAAGGAACGCGAUACUGCCCUCCACAUUUCAGUAUCAGCAGAGCACAUUGCUUUUGUGAAAAAGCUGGCAAAGAAGAUGAAUUUAUAUGAUUUAGCUAUGAAGAAUGCAGAUGGAAAUACAGCAUUUUUUCUUGCUGCUGCAACAGGAAAUGUGGAACUUGCCCAAGUGAUUGCUUCGAGUAACCUUAACUUAGUGGUGCACGAAAUUCAUGAUGGGAUAUUUAGGCCUGAUGUAUUGUCUUAUUCCGUGGAAAUGAUCCGAAAUAAUGAUGGCAAAUUACCUCUUCACAUGGCAGCUUAUCUGGGCCAUAGAAAUAUGGUAAGAUACCUUUAUAGAAUCACUACUGAUGUCAUGUCAGAUGACGACCGCACACAGUUGUUUGUCACUCUGAUAAACUCCGAUAUUUAUGAUGUUGCCUUGAAUUUGUUAGAAGAACACCCAGAGUUGGCCACUGCUCGUGAUGAAAACGGGGAGACAGGAUUGCAUGCCUUGGCUCGAAAACCUGCCACUUCUACAAACUUUACUAAACAAAGUCAGCAAGGAAUUCUAAAGGGAUGCCUCAAUCUACUUUUAGGUACCAAUACGGUUCAGAACAAAAAAAUGCACCCAGAAGCUGUUACACUAGUUGAGCGCAUUUGGCAACAAGUUAUAUUGUCGGGCGAUUUGGAGAUAUCAGAACUAAUUGAAAAACCUUGGAGACUAUUAUUUGUUGCUGCAAGACAAGGAAAUGUUGAUUUUCUAAAAAUACUUAUAUAUGAAUAUCCUGGUUUGAUUUUGAAAGUCGACGAAAAUAACCGCAGCAUAUUUCAUUACGCUGUUCUGUAUCGUCAGGACGAAAUCUUCAAACUUAUAUAUGAAAUAGGUUCAUUCAAGGAUUUUAUAUCUACAUUUAGAGAUAGAGAAGAUAACAAUAUCUUGCAUUUGGCUGGAAUGCUUGCACCGCCUGAUCGGCUUAGUAUUGUGUCAGGAGAAGCUCUCCAGCUGCAACGAGAGUUGUUGUGGUUUAAGGAAGUGAAUAAGGUUGUACACCCAUUAUAUGCUGAAGCUGAAAAUUAUGACGGGAAAACGCCUAGAGAUUUAUUUAAUGCUGAACACAUGAAAUUAAUGGCAGUAGGGGAGAAAUGGAUAAAGGAAACUGCAAACUCAUGCAUGCUUGUGGCAACACUUAUCACCUCUGUGGUUUUCACCGCAACUUUCACUGUGCCAACUGAUAACAAAAGAGGUGCAGGGGUUCCCGUUUUCAUUCAAAAAGUUUCUUUUGCCAUAUCCCUUAUAUCCUCCACUACCUCAAUUAUAACCUUUCUUUCCCUUUAUACUUCUGGAUAUAAGGAAGAAGAUUACCUUUUUCGGUUACCUGCAAAGUUUGCCGCAGGACUUUUGACACUUUCUACAUCAAUAGCAGCUAUGAUUGUAAUCUUUUGUUCAUUCUUUUUUAUUGUCUUUGACCAUGAAAUGCUGGUGUUUGUUAUUACUGUUUCCGUAAUUGCUUCUGUGCCGCUCAUCUUGUUCUUGAGGCAGCAAUCUCUUCUCCUCUUGCACGUAAUUCGUUCAACCUAUAUGAGUAGUUCUCUCUUCCAUUCAAGUAAACGUACUCUUUUCUACAGAGAAUGGAGAGCAACAGAGAGGAAGAAGACUGAGCUAUUGGAUAUACUUGUUACUAUCUGCCGGCUAAUUAAAGAGUUAUUUUAAUAUUAAAAGAAAUAUGAAUAAAAUGUAGUGUAUUAUGAAAGGUAAAGUGAUAGUAAACGUUUUAUGGAAUGACAGAAACAGAGAAGUGGAAAACUAUAUAUCAUCGAGUAC
Pistacia vera is the source of this 2127-nucleotide messenger RNA. RefSeq lists its product as uncharacterized. Bases 25 to 2016 code for a protein of 663 amino acids. Gene Ontology annotation, molecular function: protein binding. The record is from RefSeq and is a predicted model, not a curated record. The transcript is spliced from 6 exons. Lineage: Eukaryota; Viridiplantae; Streptophyta; Magnoliopsida; Sapindales; Anacardiaceae.